AUGGCCAACAAUAAAAAAUUCAACCGCUGGAUCGGUCUAUACGUAUUACUUAUAAUUAUGCUGCCAUCAGCUUUAUCGUAUAACAACAUCACUUAUGUAGAGGAUGAAGACAUGUUACAAGUAUGGUCCUUUUGGGCAAGCUACAAUAACGGUGCAAUAGUUCAGUUACUUAAACAAGUGAAUGAUACCUGCUUCGAACCACGAAUAUUUGUUCGCAACAUUGAUCAAAAUGGGACUGUCUUCGCGUUUACUAUCGAAUAUCCUUGGCCUGAGUUUAAUUUUUGCAGAAUUCCUAAUUUUGUACCUCCAGUUGAGGGCGAUGUUCCUGCACAAUUUUCUGUAUUCGGAAACGAUCAUAUAUUUAUACCAUUUUUUCGUAUUGUUGAUGGAGCGUAUGAAGGGCGAGCAAUAAUUGUUUCGGGGCAAGGAGAGAUUCUUUCAAGCGAGAUAUGGCUAGGACCCUAUGCUAAAUAUACCGAAACUGGGUCGUUGUAUCGUACACCCCUGCUGCGAGAUGUGAACAAUGACGAUCAAUUUUACUUGCGCUUUGCAUCAGGAGUGGCUGACCGACUUGCCUGGACCCGCGUCAAGUUAAGCCUAGAACCUUUCGAAGUAAAAGAAAUUUAUUAUGGUAUUUAUGAUGAUAUAAUAGUACCCGGAACAACAAGCGCUGCUUUUGUAUCUGUAAGCGGUGAUCUUGUCGCUCCGGAAAUCAGCAAGACCAACGCCACUGAUGACGCCGGUUUUAAAUGGGCAGUUCACGUGUCAUUUCUGCACUCGGAUGCAAACGAGCCAACGGAACCUUACUUGAUUUAUCAAACUUCAGUUCAGUUCUCCCAAUUGAGUGUCAGAGCAUGUGCAUCUUCAUCCGACGGAUCAGGCCAUCAGUGUAUUAUUAACAUGGUUCUCAACAGUACAUUUGGAAAUUCAUCAGAAACUUUUGUUCGAGUCACUUUCUUAUCAACUGGAGCGGUCGUUGAUGUUAAAGAACUUAUAACAAUUAAUAAUUUUGCGGGUGAGAUGGAAGUUUACAACUUACCCUACGGUGGAUACUUGUUAAACACCUUGACUGCAUCUGUUAAUAAGACUAAAACAUUUGAUAAGCUCACAAUCGAUCUGUACGACAAUAACGGGACUUUCAUUCAACAAGCUGAUAUUCCUACUGAUAUGCAUAUUUCCUAUGGAGUUUUGACUUUUCCAAAUAAUUCUGUGUGGACAGUUAGUGAAAUAUUCAAUAAAACAUGGAAUCUGAUUUCAACUGAUUUACCUAAAUUUUUGCCGAAUGAUAAUGGUUAUGAUAAUCCUACAAUUAACGCAACAUAUCCAAAAACUGGGGAGACGAUUCCGACUGAUACGAAAACCUUUUCUAUUGUAUACAACAUCCCCGUUGUUUCAUCUGUUGGCAACAUUUCUAUUUAUCAAGCUACUGAUAAUGGUGAUAUUCUCAGAGAAGAAAUAUCAGGGCAGUCAGAAUACGUAUCUAUUAGCAACAAUAACACUGUGUUCAUUCAAGUUUUGGAUAGCACGUUUAAUCAACCGAAUACGAAUUAUUACGUCAUUGUCGGCAGUAAUUUUGUGAAAAGUGAAAAAUUCGGUGAAGCGCUCGCUGGAAUCAAUAAAAAUGUCUGGUAUUUCAAUACAGGAGAUGCAGAGGAUAUUUAUGCUGAUACUGUAAACGGAUUAGUGCGCUUGACUGCCAAUGGGACGUCGUAUUAUGAGAAUCUUCCCUCGGGAGGGGACAAGAUAGCGUUUUGGGAUUCUGUAAAACGUCAACUCAGUCAAGUUAUUCCGGUAGACCUAGAUCGCCUUUCAAUUCAUGGAAAGCCGCAAUACGAUCCAUCAUUGGAAAACAAACAGAUCUUAUUUCGUCUUCAAAUAAAAUCUACAAGAGCUACUGGUCAGAGAAGUGUAUCCAAAGUCAUGAGUGAUCUAACGACUUUGAUACAGCACAAAAGUAUUACAGCUGUUCAAUACUACACUUAUAUUUCUAUGUUAGACGAGACUUAUGGGUUUACAGUGACGCCCGAUUUGUGGGCAAGUUUCAAAUACGAAUUCUUGGCCAUAUUUUGUAUAUUACUUUUCAUAACAAUCUUGUAUCUAUUAGCCAGAUACAAAUAUAAAGAGGGAAGAAAUUUUGCAAUAUUCAGAUUGGCUAUUAUGCUUCAGGAUUUGGUUCUCGAUAUAUUAUUUUUAUACAAAAACAGCCGAGAUGUUCCAAACUUAUUCUUGCCAAGCAUUCUUGCAUUUGCGGUCCCAGUUACAUGGAACAGUGUUAUUGCAUUCUGUAUCAUGGUUCAAGAAAAUGCAACGAAUGCAAAAUUUCAGAUUUGGUUUUCAAAUUAUCCUAAGCUUGCAUCAAUAUUCACAGUAUUGGCAGCAGCAGACGUUGAGAUGUUGAGUAUACUAUCAUCUAAUUUUGCUGGAUUUCCCUCGUUCACUGCACCGUUUUCGGUGAAAACAAAAACGUGGAUGUUUUGGGGAGGCUUUACCAAUCUUUUUAUUGAAGAUGUGCCUCAGUUUGUAAUUCAGGUUUUCUACAGAAACUCUACAAUUUCAUACAACAUUAUACCGUUCUUGACCUUGAUCAGCAGUUCGGUGAUCAUAACGAUUAACGUCAUCGAAAGAAGCUAUCAUGUAGUCAACAGACUCUAUUCUAGAAAACGUUGUAGAAGUACUGAGUCAUUAGAAAGCGAUUCGAACAAUUUAAUCUUUGUUAGUUAUCCAACAAACGAAUUAUUGAUACAACCUUCAGAAAAAACAGUUGUAGCUAAAUCAAGGAGACGUGCUGUAUCGACAGGAGACAUUCCAACAAUGCAAAAAUUUCGAUAA
Molecule: messenger RNA, 2829 nt
Organism: Paraglomus occultum
Lineage: Eukaryota; Fungi; Glomeromycota; Glomeromycetes; Paraglomerales; Paraglomeraceae
Source: the annotation of a GenBank genome assembly